AUGAAAGCUAGGGCGUUCCCUCAAAGCGACGCGCAGUGUGUAGACCUCCAUCCUGCGAAAAGUAAGACUAGAGAAUUGGCAUCAAUGUUGAAUAAGAGAAAAGUUGACAUAGCGUGCAUACAAGAGACGAAGUGGAGAGGUCAGAAGACUUUAAUUAUUAUAGAUGGGUAUAAAUUGUACUAUAAUGGAAUUCUUAGCAAUAGGAACGUUGUCUGCAUCAUUCUCAGUCAAGAUCUAACCUCCUCAGAUGUAGAAAUCAACAAGAUCUCUGAUAGAGAAGAAGAGAAAGAUGACUUUAGAGCUAUCCUUGAUGAAGCUGUAAUGGAAAUCCCUAAAGAUGACCUAAUCAUAUUAGAUGGUGACUUAAAUGCGCAUGUGGGAAAAGCAAGAAACAGCUACAAAAGGCAUCAUGGUGGUUUUGGAUAUGGAGAGAGAAAGGAUGAAGGAGAGUAUGUACUGAAAUUUGCGCAAGCCUUCGACCUUGCCUUAAACAACACCUACUUUAGGAAAAAGGAGAGUCAUUUAAUAACCUAUGAAAGUGGUGCAAGGAAAACCCAGAUAGAUUACAUGCUUAUCUCUCGCAGAAGAUUAAAAGAUGUAAUAGACUGCAAAGUCAUCCCAGUAGAAGAUAUUGCCGCGCAAUAUCAUGGAUUUACACCAUACAAAGAACUAUGGUGGUGGAAUGAAGAUGUACAAACCACUAUAAAGGAGAAAAAAGCACUAUUAUGGUACAAAUCCAAAAACCCAUAUGACAAGACAAAUUACAAAAAAUCCAAGAGAAUAGCUACAAAGGCGGUGGCUAGGGCCAAAGCUAUGCAUAUGAAAAACAACAAAGCUAGGGGUCCAGAUGAUAUUCCAAUAGAAAACCUUAAAGCACUAGGAGAUGAUGCAAUACAUCUCACAAAUCUGUACAAUAAAAUACUGGGAAAUGAAUAG
Gordionus sp. m RMFG-2023 is the source of this 936-nucleotide messenger RNA. RefSeq lists its product as uncharacterized. The transcript has 4 exons. The record is from RefSeq and is a predicted model, not a curated record. The coding region runs from base 1 to 936 and encodes 311 amino acids. NCBI's taxonomy places the organism in Eukaryota, Metazoa, Nematomorpha, Gordioida, Chordodea, Parachordodidae. Gene Ontology annotation, biological process: chromatin remodeling. Gene Ontology annotation, cellular component: nucleus.